Molecule: messenger RNA, 1588 nt
Organism: Vicia villosa (hairy vetch)
Lineage: Eukaryota; Viridiplantae; Streptophyta; Magnoliopsida; Fabales; Fabaceae
Product: protein TIFY 8
Exons: 6
Coding region: 198-1385 (395 amino acids)
Biological process (GO): regulation of jasmonic acid mediated signaling pathway; response to wounding; regulation of defense response
Cellular component (GO): nucleus
Source: RefSeq, a predicted model, not a curated record
CUUUCGACAAAAAAGACAAACAUUCACCCUUACAUUACUCUACGCUAAACUCCACUCCACAACAACAUUUUCUAACAACCAAAACAUUUUCUACUAACCUUUUGCUUUUUCCCCCCUCUCUCUCUCUCUAGAUCGUUGUGUCGUGUUUCACUUCACUUCACUUCAGCUAUGCAGCAGCAUAAUGAGAUGUGUAUCCAAUGGCGCUUCUACUGACAAUGGUUCACUCUCACAACAACAACACUUCUGGGACCCAACACCAUCUCAAACCGGUCCUCCGUGAUUUUCUCGGCAUGAAACCAUCACCGUCACCCUCCUCCGCCGCUCCUACCCCUUUCUCCUCCACCUCUGAUACCGCUUCCGAAAAGCAGGUAUCAAAUCAUCUGGAGGGAGUUCCAUACUAUGGCCCAACAACUGAUUUUUCCGACAGACUAGUGGGGAACAAGAGAACUAGUUCUGAUUCCUCUUUUAUUGCUUCCUCUAGAGAUGCCUUCCAAUUGGGCCCUGAUUCCUUUCAAAAUUCACAUUUGAUGAAGGUUCUUCGACAUGUGUCUGGAGGAGAGAGAUCUAGAAGGCCUAAUGACGAUGAAGUGUUACUUGGUAUGCAGUCUAUGAAGCCAUCUUCUAGUUCGCAGAUAUUUCAUCCUCCCACCAGCACUAUGAUUGAUGGGAAUAAAUGGGAUCGGUCGAUUCUCAUGAAUGCUGGCCCUUCCAUGCAGCAUAUUCCGCGUGGAGGACAGAUGGCUCCUUUUGCACACCAGUUAGCUUCGAAUAAGAUUAGAGAUACCAAUGCCGGACCUUCGUUUAUCUCUCAGUUUGCUGCCGAUGAAGGAUCGAGAACUGGAAUCAAGGGCCCUGGACUUUUAAGUUCCGUAAACACAUCUGCUUCUGCUAGUGAUAAAGUUUCAUCUGCCGUGCUGCUCGGUGGAAGCAGGCCAAAGCCGUUAACUAAUGUUAUAGAAUCAUCCACUCCCCCAAGCAGUCAACAUGGGCUAACACCUGCCAGCCGCCAGAUGACUAUCUUUUAUGGAGGUCAAGCUCAUGUUUUUGAUGAUGUCCACCCACAUAAGGCAGAUGUUAUAAUGGCUUUGGCUGGGUCAAAUGGAGGAUCUUGGUCCACAGCAUUCUCGCCGAAAUCUGCUGCAAAGCUGGUUAAUGAUAGUAAUUUGCAUAGUGGAGAAAAUGAAGCAGGAUUAGUGAGUAAUGUACCAUUCCCGCAAGAGCUUCAUGGAAAGUUGCCUGUAACUGGCAGUUCUAGUCGUGCCGUUGGACCUGGUGACCGUGUAUCUACUCCAACCGGGGCACACCAAGGAAGCAUAUUUGCUAAAGACACAAGAAAUUCGAUUCAAGCAGCAGACCCCAGUUCCGAAGAUAAAAGAGCACUGUGAAUAGAGUUUGUCAAUGGAAGUCUCAAGAGGUUUUCAGUAUCAUCUUCUUUUGUCAAAUUUUCUCAUGAUCAUUCCAGCUCUUUUAGAAAGAUAAAAAAAGUUAUGUGAGGAGCAAAAGUAUGAUGAUUGUUUGAAAGGCCUAACAGAUACAUCAGCUAAAUUUAUGAAAUGUUCAAUUAAUAUCAAAAAAUAUUUUAUUUUGC